AUGGGAAUGUCCUCGGUGUUUCUCUACUUGAGCUGCCUCUGCCUGUUCUUCAUGGGACAGAAGGACCGCUCCCGGUCCUACAACAUGAUCGCGUGCUUGGUGACCUUCAUCGCGGGCUCCGCCUACUUGGGCAUGUCCUCGGGACUCUUUGUGCACGUGGUGGAUGGCAGGCACGUCUACUGCCUUCGGUAUGUGGACUGGUGCUUCACAACGGCCUUGAUGCUCUUGGACCUGGCGCUUAUGCGAGGUGCCGACAUGAAGGCGACAGCUGCAUUGAUCGGCAUCGACGUUGCCAUGAUUCUGAUGGCACUGAUGGCCGCUCUCAGCACAUCAAGCGCAGGAAAGUGGGGCUUCUUUGGCAUGGGCGCCGUCUGCUUCGCGGGGAUGGUGGCCUUUCUGUUCACCGCGCUCCAGCGCGCGGCUGAGAAGCGAGGUGGAGAGGCGGAGGGGAAGUUCAAGUUUGUGGCCUCCCGGACCAUUGAGAUUUGGUGUCUCUAUCCCGUGAUUUUUGCCCUGGGCGAGCUGACCCAUACUAUUCCUGAAGAGCUCCUUGUCGGCAUUUGGACGUGGGUCGGGGAUACCGAUGAUGAUCUGGAUCUGGUCAAUCUUCGAAACCAAGGCUGUGGUGUACUUCUGCAGUCGAUGAUUUCGGUUCAGAACACCGGCGACCAGGGGCCUUCGCUGGAGGAAGAGACCGAUCCCGACACGCCGCAGCCUCGUCUCCUGAAGGCAGCAGGCAGCGUGGCCGAGGCCAAGCCGGAGCGCCUUUGCAACAGGAGGCCAAAGUACAUGUUCUGCGGGGGCUUGCCGACCGUGUCGUCCUGCCGCUCAGUGCUGCCAGCUUGUGGCCGUUUUCGAGGACCACGCAUUCCGCCUCGAGGUGCUCGCAUUCCUGCUCUUGCGUCUAUCGGAGCCGCCGAACAUGUACCCCAGCUGCUUCCAGCUGCAUCAACACUCGUUUGGGGUCCAUCAAGAAUGGAGUGGCCGCCCCCCUCCAAAAUGAGGUCGGAGACGCACCCGUUGCACGUGGUCUCUGCUCAGAUGUUCGACACCACCAUUCCGGAGGACCGCCUGGCGGCCUGCUUGACGGUGCGGGUGAACCUCAAGGAGCCCGCGGGCCGCUUGAGGAACCUGCGCCCAGGCUCGUGUUCGUGGACAAGACGGAGUUCGCAUUUGACCGAGGGGUGGGGACUCAGCCGCCAGCAGGAUAA
Messenger RNA from Symbiodinium natans, 1211 nucleotides. The record is from the annotation of a GenBank genome assembly. Lineage: Eukaryota; Dinophyceae; Suessiales; Symbiodiniaceae.